AUGGCAGCACGAAAGAGGUGCUUGGGUGGCCGUGACCUCUUUAUCUCUUCUCCAUCUGCAGGUAACCUCUCUAAAACCUGCACAGCCGACGGCUGGACUGAGAUGCGUCCUGUUGACAUUGCUGUGAACUGUGGAUACAAUCUCAACGGCACAAGCGAUGACGAAAAGUUUUUCUGGCAGGUGAAGAUUGGCUACACCAUUGGCCACAGUGUUUCACUCAUCUCUCUCACUACAGCUAUUGUGAUUCUCUGUAUCUUCAGGAAGCUCCACUGCACAAGAAACUACAUCCACAUGCAUCUGUUUGUGUCAUUCAUCCUGAAGGCCAUCGCUGUGUUCAUCAAGGAUGUGGUUCUGUACGAGGUCGGGGAGGUGGACAACUGCUCCUCAGGCUCUGUUGGCUGCAAAGCCGUGAUUGUGUUCUUCCAAUAUGGUGUAAUGGCCAGUUUCUUCUGGCUGCUGGUGGAAGGCCUUUAUCUUCACGCACUGCUGGCUGUCUCUUUCUUCUCUGAGAGGAAGUACUUUUGGGCCUACAUUCUCAUCGGCUGGGGAGGUCCAACAAUUUUCAUCACAGCCUGGAGCAUUGCCAAAGCUUACUACAAUGAUGUGGGGUGCUGGGAUAUAAUCGAGAACACGGAUAUGUUCUGGUGGAUCAUUAAAACCCCUAUUUUGGCAUCAAUACUGAUGAACUUUAUUCUAUUCAUCUGCAUCAUCCGGAUACUUCGCCAGAAGAUCAACUGCCCAGAUAUCGGAAGAAAUGAGUCCAACCAGUACUCGAGGCUGGCAAAAUCAACGCUGCUUCUGAUUCCUCUGUUUGGGAUCAAUUUCAUCGUGUUUGCAUUCAUCCCGGAGCAAGUGAAGACUGAGCUGAGGCUAGUUUUUGACUUGAUUCUGGGAUCAUUUCAGGGUUUCGUGGUCGCCGUUCUUUACUGCUUCCUCAACGGAGAGGUCCAAGGAGAGAUCAAGAGGAAGUGGCGGAGAUGGCAUUUGCAGAGAUACAUGGGCUCAGACACCAAAUACCAACACCCGUCUAUUGGCAGCAGCAACAACUUCAGCACCCAGAUCACCAUGCUGUCGCGAUACAGCCCGAAAACACGCCGCGGUUCGUCCUCCUGCCACGACGACUUGUCAAGCAUAUAAAAACACAGACCAACACGCCAUCCAAAUUGCUCUCAUGCCAAACAUUAGGGAGAUGUGCAAACUCUACGAAGAAAAGAUACACACUCCCUCAUUAGCACAUGCAGG
Messenger RNA from Stegastes partitus (bicolor damselfish), 1242 nucleotides. RefSeq names its product vasoactive intestinal peptide receptor 1b (gene vipr1b). The coding region runs from base 1 to 1137 and encodes 378 amino acids. The transcript is spliced from 11 exons. NCBI's taxonomy places the organism in Eukaryota, Metazoa, Chordata, Actinopteri, Pomacentridae. The record is from RefSeq and is a predicted model, not a curated record. Gene Ontology annotation, molecular function: peptide hormone binding; G protein-coupled peptide receptor activity; vasoactive intestinal polypeptide receptor activity. Gene Ontology annotation, biological process: adenylate cyclase-modulating G protein-coupled receptor signaling pathway; cell surface receptor signaling pathway. Gene Ontology annotation, cellular component: plasma membrane.